Molecule: messenger RNA, 309 nt
Organism: Eruca vesicaria subsp. sativa (arugula)
Lineage: Eukaryota; Viridiplantae; Streptophyta; Magnoliopsida; Brassicales; Brassicaceae
Source: the annotation of a GenBank genome assembly
AUGGACCAAGUCAAUCGAGCAUCAGGUGAAGCAGAGGCAAUAUUAGCUAGAGCACAAGCCACAGCCAGGGGAUUGACCUUGUUAUCUCAAUCCCUCAAAGAAACUGGUGGAGUAGAGGCUGCGAGUUUGAGAGUUGCAGAGCAAUACAUUCAAGCUUUUGGCAACAUCGCUAAGGAGGAUAUAACAAUGCUGCUUCCGAGUUCUGCUGAAAAUCCUGCUAAUAUGAUCGCUCAAGCUUUGACAAUGUACAAAAGUCUCAUCCCCAAUGUUGCCCCCCAAGAAACUUCAGCAGUAGAAGUGGUUACCUGA